Messenger RNA from Alosa alosa (allis shad), 1576 nucleotides. RefSeq names its product nuclear factor 7, brain-like. The coding region runs from base 55 to 1470 and encodes 471 amino acids. NCBI's taxonomy places the organism in Eukaryota, Metazoa, Chordata, Actinopteri, Clupeiformes, Clupeidae. Gene Ontology annotation, molecular function: protein binding; zinc ion binding. The transcript has 6 exons. The record is from RefSeq and is a predicted model, not a curated record.
GUGGCACCCCUGGUAGUUUUUAUUCGGGUUUCCGUAAAUAAAAUUACGUCUAAAAUGGAAAUGAAGUCGCAAAUUAUGAUGCGCUUUCUGCGUUGUCACAUUUGCUCCGAAACUUUAGUGGACCCAGUGUCUUUAAACUGCAAUCAUAGCUUUUGCAAGAGCUGCCUUAUUCAGUACUUGAACCAAGCCGAGUGCCGAAACUGCGCGGUGUGCAAGAGGGAACUUCCCAAGGAAACUCCAGGAAUCAACAUCUCUCUCAAAGAACUUGCAGAUGCUUUUGCAGGAAGACCACAACUUGAUAAAACCAAAAAACAAGAUGUCGUGUGCGGUAAACAUCCAAAGAAACCAACGUGGUUCUGCGUGGACGAGGGCGUUACAUGGUGUGAGGAGUGUCAACAUCCACUUCAGCACGCUGGUCAUCAGCUGAAACGUGUGAAAGAGGCGGUGGAGAAAGUAAAGACUAAAUUGCACUCCAGCCUUGAGCUUAUGGAGGCACAGCUUGACGACUGUAUCUACGCAGAUGACGUUUACAAGGACAUGGUGAAACAUAUGGCGAGCCAGAGGGCUGCCACUGAGAGAAGGAUACAAGAGGAGUUUGAGCAGCUUCAUCAGUGGCUGAGAGAGGAAGAGGAGGCCAGACUCACAACAGUCAGGGAGGAAGAGGAGGAGAAGAGGAAGCUGAUUGAUCGAGAGCUGGACAUCAUUCAGGGCCAGAUGUUGGCUCUAGAGAAUUCUAUUCAUCAAGUCGAAAAUGACUUAAAACAGGACAAUCUGUCAUUUCUGAAAGAUUAUAAACGCACAAUAAGCAGAGCCCAAUGCCUUCUGCAGGACCCUCAGCUGCUCUCAGGUGCGCUGAUAGACGAAGCCAAACACCUGGGCAACCUCAAGUACAGAGUCAGCAAGAAGUUGCAGGAGAAAGUGCAGUACACUCCUCUGCUUUUGGACCCCAACACAGCCGCAGGCUGGGUGGCCUUGUCCGAAGACCUGACCAGUGUCAGAUACAUGACACCCAAGAAGGAUCUGCCUGACAACCCGGAGCGCUUCAUGGAACAUGCCAUUGUCCUGGGUUCCGAGGGCUUCACCUCAGGCAAGCACAGCUGGGAGGUGCAUGUUGGGGACAGGGUCAAGUGGGUUAUCGGCGUUGCCCGGGAGACAGUCGACAGGAAGGAGGACUGCUACCUCAAGCCCCAGUAUGGGCUCUGGGCCAUCUGGAAGCAUGGGGAGGAGUACCAUGUGACGGGAAAGACGCUUUCGGUGCAGAGCGCCCCCAAGAGGAUUAGCGUGGAGCUAGACUACGAGAGGGGCCACGUGUCGUUUUACGACUCCAGCGACAUGUCCCUCCUAUUCCGAUACAAAGACAGGUUCAAGGAGAAAAUGUUUCCUUAUUUUAAUACACAGGUGGACAUGAGUGAGUCACCCUUACAGCUGUGUCCAAUCAAGGAGUGCCAUGCAGAAAUCAGCAACAUUUAAUACAGUUUAGCACUUGAUCACAAUGUGCUAUGUGGCUUGAUGGUGUUUUAUGCCCCCAAUGUCGUCUUCCAGGCAGCGCUGCCACCGCUGACUUACCUUACCCUAA